Amyelois transitella is the source of this 3797-nucleotide messenger RNA. RefSeq lists its product as uncharacterized. Bases 257 to 3337 code for a protein of 1026 amino acids. Gene Ontology annotation, molecular function: nucleic acid binding. The record is from RefSeq and is a predicted model, not a curated record. The transcript is spliced from 5 exons. Lineage: Eukaryota; Metazoa; Arthropoda; Insecta; Lepidoptera; Pyralidae.
CGUGGGUGAAUGAAGGGCAUUGUACCUCAAAAGCAUGGCUUGAUAUAAUCCUCGCAAAUUGGUAAUGCGCCCGGCCGCCAUGUUGAUGACGUAAUCGAAUCGAUCACUCAGUACCGUUAGCAACACUGGCCGGCGUGUACGCGUACCGAGUUGUGAUUCUGACAACGCACUAUUUUAUUAUUUUGUUUCUUGUUAUUUCGUUUUGUUUGUUGCUUUUGUUGUUAAGUUUUAUUGUUAUUUUUAUUGUUGUGUUAAAAUGAGUAGAAAAGUACUGCAUAGUCGUGCUCGAGAAAUCAUUAAUAAAGUGGACGAUUACUUUGAAAAAGAAAAGGAUGACACUAAAAUACUACUUCAAACUGUAACCCGAGCCCUCAAAAACGCACCGGACACUAGUGAAAAUAUUGAUAUUCCGAAACAAACUGUAUUAGAUAUAUUAAAACACUUACAAAAUACCACCAAGGUCACGCAGCGUGUAUUAAGCGCUACAGGGAUAGCAAAAAACACAAUGGCCAAAUUAAGGCGCGAAAAAGAAACGGCUGUGGCUAGUGGCAGUAAAAUUAAAACACCAAUUAAAAAAAAGAGAGGCAAGUUUUUAGAUUCAUUUGCAUUAUCUGCAAUGAGAAAUAUCAUUAAUUCAAUGUACACAGUCCGCAAAGAAAUACCUACUAUGCGCAAAAUUAUGGCUGCUGCCAGACAAGAUUUAGAUUAUAAAGCAAGUGAGACUACAUUACGUAACCUAAUGAAAAACUGUCUCGGCUAUAAAUUCAAGAAAUGUUAUCAAAAAAGAUUACAUUUGAUUGAAAGACCGAAUAUUCAAGCAUGGAGAGCUAAGUAUUUGCGCCGGAUGAAGCAAAACGACUCUCUUGGCUCUGACAAAAAAACAGUUUUUUAUAUAGAUGAGACCUGGAUCCACGCCCAUUAUACUGUGAAAAGCUGUUGGCAAUCGGCUACGGAUGUUGGAGUGAAAAAAAAUGAUAGUCCAGGUCGCCGGUGGAUAAUAGUUCACGCAGGAAGUGAAUCUGGGUUUGUGGAAGGAUCACUGUUGAUGUUUAAAGCAAAGACAAAAACCGGUGAUUAUCACGAUGAAAUGAAUGCUGAAAAUUUUACCAAAUGGAUGCAGGAGAAACUUAUACCGAAUAUACCCCCCAACAGCAUUAUUGUCAUGGACAACGCCUCAUACCACAGCAAAGAAGAAGACAGAACUCCCAAUAUGAGCGCAAAAAAACAGGUUAUGGUCGAAUGGCUCCAAGCCCACAAUAUUGAGUUUUCGGAACACUAUACUAAACCAGAACUAUAUUUACUAAUAAAAAAAAAUAAACCUGAGAAAAAAUAUAAAAUUGAUAGAUUAUUAACUGACCAUGGCCACGAAGUUGUGAGGCUGCCACCGUAUAAUUGCGACCUAAAUCCGAUUGAGUAUAUAUGGCAUCUGGUCAAACAAAGAGUUUCUGACAAGAAUGUGGAACAGUUGGAGAGCAAAAUUGAAUCUUUAACUUUGGAGGCUAUACAGUCAAUUACGCCUGAAGACUGGAAAAAGGAGAUAAAUCAUGUCAAAAGGCUUCAAGAAGAAUACUGGCAAAAAGAUAGAUUAGUAGACGAGUUGUUCAUUAUCAACACUGAAAAUGAUAGUGAAUCAGAGACAACAGAUUCAGAAACCGACUCCGAAUCUGAUAUAGAUUAUAUGAGUGGGCUGUACUUUUUAGUUGCGGGAAAAGGCAAAAGAAUUAUAAUUACCCACAUUGAAAGCGAGGAUGGGUUUGUUGAAGGAGGAUUGAACAUGUUUGAGUCGAAGAAACAAGGGGACUAUCAUAAAGAUAUGAACGCCGAAGAAUUUGAAAAUUGGUUUAGAGAAGUUUUAAAUAAAUUAGACGAUAAGUGUGUUAUAGUUAUGGACAAUGCCUCGUAUUACUCCAGAAAAAUUGAACAAAUACCAACAGAAAAAUUUUUUCAUUGUUGUUAUUUGUUGGUAAAAUGCCGAAAAAAAACGAAAAUGACUGUUUUGAAUUCGCAAUCUCGGGAAUUGGUCGUUCGCUUGAGGGAUUACUUUGAGCGUGAGCGACAAAAUGGUGGUCCACUGGUGCCGAUCGAAACUUUAAAUAAAACUGUAGCAGAAGUUACUGGACUAUCAGAAAAGACUGUAUCUAGAAUUGUACAACAAGGGAAAGCAUUAAAUGACAACGAGAGAUUUAAAUCACCGAGAAAACCAAAACAGGUUCGUAGAAAAAGAGUGGAAAUAGACGAUUUCACAAAAGGAGUGGUAAGAAGAAAAGUCACUCAGUUUUACACAAUUUUCAAAAAAAUACCUACUCUGAAAACUUUGAACGCUGUACUUAGAGAAGAGAAUAUAUUACACUGCGGCAGGGAAUAUUUAAGGCUAUUAUUACAUGAUCUAGGUUUUAAAUUUAAGAAAUGCGGAUCUAAAAGGAAACUCCUUAUCGAACAGCCAAAUAUCACAUCGUGGAGGUGGAAAUACCUAAAUACUAUUAAAAAAUAUCGUAGAGAAGGAAGACAUAUUUUAUACCUUGACGAAACUUAUGUAAACGCGUCUCAUAACGUUUCAAAAUGUUGGCAAUCAAAGGAUGAACUUGGCGUUCUAUCUCAUAUUGGUAAAGGGGACCGUUUGAUCAUCGUACAUUGUGGAGGUCAAAUUGGAUUUGUAGACGGAGCCCUUGUGAUAUUCAAAUCCAAAUGUAAAACAGGUGAUUAUCACGAUUCUAUGAAUUUCGCAAAUUUCAGUAAAUGGAUAAAUGAAAAGCUCAUGCCUAAUAUACCGCAAAAUUCUGUCAUAGUAAUGGACAACGCAGCUUAUCAUUCGGUUCGAGAAGAGAAAAAGCCAACUAUGGCUUCUACCAAGCCAACUAUGCAAGAAUGGCUACGACGACAUAACGUGCCUUUUGAUGAAAAACUUAGAAAGGAUGACUUAUAUAAAUUAAUUAAAAGUAAUUUCACAGAAGAUAUUUACAAAAUUGACGAGGUAUUGAAAAGAAACGGACACGAAGUAUUGCGUUUGCCUCCAUAUCACCCAGACCUGAACCCAAUUGAGUUGGUCUGGGGUGAUAUCAAAGGACAAUUAGCACAAAAAAGUAUCGACUCUAAUUUGGACCAGAAAAAAGAAAUAUUAGAGAGAUUAUUUGCUGAAUAUCCCAAAGAGAAAUGGGAGAAUUGUGUUAAACACGUGAUUAAAAUCGAAGACGAAUAUUGCAAACAUGAUGGAGUCCUAGAUGAAGUUGUUGAUUUUAUUAUUAAUGUGCAAGACGAUUCUGAUGAUUCUGAUGAUGGCUGUUGUGAAAGUGAAGAAUCAAGUUCCAGUGAUAGUGAUAUUAUGGACAUAAGUGAUUGAUUUAUAAUUUUGAUAAAUUUUGCAUAAAUAAAUAUUACAUACAUAACUUUAUUACCUUUUUUUACCUACAUAUCAUACCUAUAUAUCAUAAAAUCACAUUUUUAUCGAAUUGUUUUGUAUGAAAAAUAAAAAUUUGAAAAUAACAAUAAUCGAAAAAUGCUUAUGCUAUUUAAUUCAUGUACGUGGUCUCGUUGAUACCAUGGAGUUAUGGGAUAACAAAAGGAACACGUUGUAUAGUUUACAGUUGUUUCAUUCAAAUUUUGUAUAGCCAUUAUUAUUUUUUUAAUAAAAAUCUUCACCUGUUUGCCGCUAACCACUAUGACGUCACAUAUCUCAAGAAAUGUCCAGUAACAUUUCGCCCCUUGUAUUACACGCUACGCUCGACCGCCGCCCGCACCUCUUUCGUUCCCCUUCGUCGUCAUACCCCCGCGCCCCUGUACUCCGCGGGCGAGGACUCAUU